AUGAAUUGCCUUCCUCACGAGGCUAUUAUUCAUAGCUACUACCGUGAUGCCGUCCCGAAGAACACUGACGACGAAUGGAUCUUCCAUCCUGAAGUCCCUGACGCACAGGAGAUGAGCCGCACCCUUAUGAGCGACGAUCCUUGCGUCCCUGAGAAUCAGAUCAACGGCAAUUGGUCCUCUAGAGAGGAGCAUCUAGCUGCGCAGUACAGCUUCCUACGCGAAGAAUCCACCUUCGCUCUGCGCCGCGCCAUUAGUCUGGUCCGCGAACAACCUCACCUGUCAGAGCUGGAGCACAGAGCAUUUGCCACGGGCAUUACUUUGUGCACUCGUGGGCUCGGAAUCAGAAUGUGCUUCUCAAUCUUCCGCGCUGGCGUGACAAUCGACUGGAACACUUCAAAACGACUCAAGGCUGGUUCUCUCCUUGCUCUAUCUCCCACUUCGGACAAGUUCCAGAAGCAAACUACCAUCGCAGUUGUUGGCGCUAGACCCAUGGAGCUUCUCAACGAGAGUACGUCCGAGUAG
This is a messenger RNA of Aureobasidium uvarum, 522 nucleotides long. The record is from the annotation of a GenBank genome assembly. Lineage: Eukaryota; Fungi; Ascomycota; Dothideomycetes; Dothideales; Saccotheciaceae.